Molecule: messenger RNA, 1068 nt
Organism: Aspergillus aculeatus ATCC 16872
Lineage: Eukaryota; Fungi; Ascomycota; Eurotiomycetes; Eurotiales; Aspergillaceae
Product: serine hydrolase domain-containing protein
Exons: 2
Source: RefSeq, a predicted model, not a curated record
CCAUUCAGUGAGACAUUUAACCGAAGGAUAGAGCAGCUCCUGGAGCACUUCAGUAUCCCAGGGCUCGCCAUUUCUGUUGUGCAAGAUGAUGAGAUCUUCGCGAGGGGCUACGGAGUGUCUGACAUCGAGACCUCGCAAGCAGUGUCCGAACACACGCUAUUCUUCGCUGGAAGCACGACCAAAGCCUUCACCGCUGCUGCAGUUUCGCUUCUGGUGGACGAUAACCAUCAUUACCCCAACAUCCAGUGGACCACUCCCGUUCAUUCCAUCAUCCCGGAAGACUUCACUAUGGUCGAUCCUUGGUAUACGGCCCAUGUCACCGUGACAGAUAUGCUCUCUCAUCGCUCAGGUCUACCACGCCAUGACUGGCUGCUGUUGACCAAUCUGAGUCAGCAGGAGAUUGUCCAGAAGAUACGAUACCUGCCACUGACAGCAGAAAUCCGCACCAAGUUCCAAUACAGUAAUCUCAUGUAUAUCACCGCCGCUCACAUGAUCGUUUCCGUGUCCGGUCAAUCGUUGCCGUCGUUCUUGACUGAAAGGAUCUGGGCCCCGCUGAACAUGUCGGAAACCUAUCUUUCGUUGACCGAUGCCCAGCGCGCAGGAAGGAACAUCUCACAGGGUUAUUACCUUGAUACUUACGGCAAGCUUGUGUCAACCCAUCAUGUCAGUAUGAGGAAUUCGCGCGGUGCAGGGAAUAUCCUCUCUUCAGUUGCAGAUUAUGCCAAAUGGAUUUCGACUCUUCUGCGCAGGGGCUCCCCGUUGUCUGAAGCGGCCUACCACACUCUCUUCGGUGCUCACAGCAUCGCUACCAGGGAGUCAGUCCCGCCCUUUCUAUCACCGACGCUAUACGGGAUGGGCUGGGUGGUACAGACGUACCGCGGUGAAACCGUGAUCCAGCACGCUGGAUCCCAGUAUGGGUUCGGGUCUCUAGUGGUCCUUCUACCGCAGCGUAAGCUGGGGGUUGUGGUCAUGGGCAACAACAUGCGUGGGACCAAUGCGGCUGCAGAUAUCAUUGCUUUUGACAUCAUAGAUGAUGUCCUCGAUACUCCCAGAGAUGAACGCUUCGAU